This is a messenger RNA of Drosophila takahashii, 800 nucleotides long. RefSeq names its product Inhibitor-3 (gene I-3). The record is from RefSeq and is a predicted model, not a curated record. Lineage: Eukaryota; Metazoa; Arthropoda; Insecta; Diptera; Drosophilidae. Gene Ontology annotation, cellular component: nucleus. Gene Ontology annotation, molecular function: protein serine/threonine phosphatase inhibitor activity; protein phosphatase 1 binding.
AUGGAUCAGCCGAAGGCCAUGUUAUCGACUAUCGAUGGCGAGACGACGGAGAACAGAGGCUCCAUGAAGGUGACGACGACAGAUUCGGGAUUCAAUUCGGCCGAUAGCACGGAUUCCGCAGAUCAAGUGGCCCUGGCCACUCCCCCCAGCCUGCUGCGCCUUCGAUUGGCGGCACAAUCGGAGCAGCCGACGAUGACGACGCCCAGCCGAAGGCGCGUCGGCUUCCAUGCCGGCGUUAUCGAUAACGAGCACAUGAAUCGCCGAAAAUCGAAGUGCUGUUGCAUCUAUCGAAGGCCGCAUCCCUUCGGCGAGAGUUCCUCCUCGACGGACGACGAGUGCGAUAACUGUUUCGGGCAUCCGGAGGUGAGAACCCGCAAUCGGCUGGAGAAGCUGGAGAAGCGGAGGCAGGCUGAGCAAAACUGCGGCUGUGGCUGUCACUGUCAUCAUCACCGCACUCAUCGCCACAUUAAUCGGAAUAAUCGACUGCCUAUCGGAGAGAUCGCGGCGGAAAAGGACAAUAAUAGAGAUGAAGAGGAGCCAAAGGCGGUGAUCAAGAAUCGAAAUAAAUCGACUGGCGAAAUUGAAAAAGUUUAGAAGGGCAGAAACGCCACAUUAAUCGAAAUAGUCGGCAACCUAUCGGGGAGAUUGCGGCGGAAAAGGGCAAUAACCGGGAUGACGAGGAGCCAAUGGCGAAUGGUGUAGAACGGCAGAUCAUUGGAAAAUUCUGUGUGCUAAAAUAUGUGGAAAGAAAAAAAUUGGUUUGUGUUUGGAUUCAAUAAUAAUAAAAUUAUGAAAUGGUA